CGUUAGAGGGGUCCGAGGUAGCCGAACCGUGCUGGAGAGACCAGACUCCCGCACAGUGCAUCUCGGAAGGCCGACUCCCCGGGGCUCUGGCCUGCGGAGCCGGGAGGAGGCCCACCCGCGAUUUCCCGAAGCCUCCCGACGGGAUGGCGGGCCGCGUGCCCGCGAUGCUCAGCGCGCGGCCUCUCCGCACAGCGCCGCCAUGUGGGGCGGCGAGCUGCCCCUGGCCCUGUGCGCGGACAUGUGCCCGGCGGCCGAGCGCGCGCAGCGGGAGAGGGAGCGCCGCCUGCACCGCUUGGAGCUGCCGCCGGCCGGACGCGGAAAUCCGCCCCGCGCGGAUUCGCGCAGAGUCGUAAAGGAGUACCGCCGGCCUGCCGCUGGCCAGCCCCGGCCCCCACCCAGCCUGCUGCGGCCGCCGUGCGUACUCCUGGCCACCGUGCGCUACCUGGCGGCCGAGGUGGUCUGUCGCACCGACGCGUCGCGCGCCGAGGUGGCGAGCUUCGUGGCCGACCGGCUGCGCGCCGUGCGGCUGGAUCUGACGCUGCAGCGCGCGGCGGACCUCGAGGCGGCGGCGGUACUGGAGGCCGUGCUGGCCACGCUGCUGGCCGUGGUGGCGCGGCUCGGCCCGGAUGACGCGCGCGGGGGGGCCGACCGGGUGCUGCUGCAGACGCAGGUGCAGGAAGGCUUCGGCUCGCUGCGGCGCUGCUACGCGCGGAGCUCCGGGCCGCACCCCCGCCAGGCCGCCUUCCAGGGCCUCUUUCUGCUCUACAACUUGGGUUCUGUGGAGGCCCUGCAGGAGGUUCUGCAGCUGCCUGCUGAACUACGUGCCUGCUCGACCCUUCAAAAUGCCCUGGCUGUUGACGCUGCCUUCCGUGAGGGCAAUGAUGCCCGCCUGUUCCGCCUGCUUCGGACCUUGCCCUACCUACAAAGCUGUGCGGCGCAGGGCCAUGUUGACCAUGCUCGCCGCAGAGCCCUGGCCCGCCUUUCUCGAGCCCUGAGCACCCCUAAGGGGCAGGCCUUGCCACUGGACUUCAUGGUGCACCUCCUGGCCCUGGAUGGACUCCAUGAAGCACGCGACUUGUGUCAGGCCCAUGGACUGCCUUUGAAUGAGGACAAAGUGGUGUUCCUGAGGGGUUGCUACGCCGAGAAGGGACUCCCACCAGCCAGUACCUGUGAUGUGUUAGUGGGAAGCAAGCUGCAAGGACGAACCCUGGAGGAGGUGGUCAUGGCAGAAGAGGACGAGGAGGGUGUACACAGACCUGGGUCUCCAGCUUGAGGGGGUUGCUGUGAAGUCUCCCCCAAGGGCUGGACCAGAGCACCUGGGUUCUUCAUGAUUCCCAGACAAUAAAAGAGACUUGUUUUGUA
Messenger RNA from Nannospalax galili (Upper Galilee mountains blind mole rat), 1362 nucleotides. RefSeq names its product SAC3 domain containing 1 (gene Sac3d1). Gene Ontology annotation, cellular component: spindle; nucleus; centrosome. Gene Ontology annotation, biological process: spindle assembly; centrosome duplication. Bases 200 to 1273 code for a protein of 357 amino acids. NCBI's taxonomy places the organism in Eukaryota, Metazoa, Chordata, Mammalia, Rodentia, Spalacidae. The transcript has 2 exons. The record is from RefSeq and is a predicted model, not a curated record.